AUGGAAACCUGGAGAGAUCGCUUAAUAAUCUUGCAGAGGUUAUAUAAUCUUCGGAAUGAGCCUGGAACACGCCUAAUGGAGUUAAUUUACACGGUUUAUAGUCCUGUGAGGGAAAACUUUGUUGUGGAGAAAGUGCUAGCUUGCUGUGGAGGAGUGCUGAGCCGGUCGAUAUCGCGAUGGAUGAGUGGCUUUGAAUUGGAUCAGUGUGAUCUGCAGAUGAUUGCUUCCUGUCCUCAACGAGGUUAUCGGCUGGUGUGGAUUCCUCCCUUUUUUCCUAGGUGGAUCGCUGAAUACAUUUUGAAAACCGGGAAGUCAUGGAGGUCAGUGGAUGUGCGUAAAAGCUCGGAAAAUUUGGAUAAGGCUCGAGCAAUUGUUGCUUCCCAGUUGGAUUCAAAAUGUCUCUAUCUUCCCAGCGAGCGCCAUAGAUUAGAAUACGUGGUACGCGAAGCGUGUGGCCUCGUAUGUGGUAGCGUUGUGCGCAGCUUUGUGGAGGAGCCUACAUUUGUUGGAUCAUUGAACGCUGCUCAUUGUUUCUUUCUGCUCCACGAUCCUCAGUUCUCCCUUUCGUUGUAUCGUCAGUUCUGUGAGUGCACUCAUGGGCUUCGUAGUAAACUAUCACAGCGUGAUGCGAGCAAUGCGUUGAUUGCUGCGGCAGCUUCAUCAAAAACUGCACAGCGUUUUUCUUUCCCAUUCAAUCUAGAAGCUCUCUCUUCGAUCAACGACACUCCGAAUACCUCUUCCCGUUUACAAUACGAGUCCCUAUUUCACUUUGUGUGGCCAGUGGAAAUGAGUUUAUUUAUGAUUUCUGAGCAUGCAAGUGCUUUCGGGCAGACAGCUGCUCGAAUGAGCAGGGCUACUACUAAUGACUCCGUGAAAGCGCUUCGCCUAACAUCAGCUUUAUUAUCGUUCUGUGAGCGUAUUCUUCUUCGAAUCCGUAUCUAUAUAGCUGAAGUGGUAGACCAGUUUUUCAAAAGACUUCGAAUUUGGAUUGAUGAUGCUAUAGAUUUGGAUGCUGUGGUGGAGGCUCACAAUAAGUAUCUCGAUGGUCUGAGCGCUGCCUUUUUCAUGAACAACGAAACGGAGGUGACUUUCUAA
Molecule: messenger RNA, 1095 nt
Organism: Cooperia oncophora
Lineage: Eukaryota; Metazoa; Nematoda; Chromadorea; Rhabditida; Trichostrongylidae
Source: the annotation of a GenBank genome assembly